Messenger RNA from Phlebotomus papatasi, 898 nucleotides. RefSeq names its product adult-specific cuticular protein ACP-20-like. Gene Ontology annotation, cellular component: extracellular matrix. The record is from RefSeq and is a predicted model, not a curated record. NCBI's taxonomy places the organism in Eukaryota, Metazoa, Arthropoda, Insecta, Diptera, Psychodidae. Bases 287 to 682 code for a protein of 131 amino acids. The transcript is spliced from 3 exons.
GCUCGCAAUAUAUUAUUUUAUUGCCAAGUGUAUUUCAAAACUUUCUAUGCUGCUGCACAACGGACAUAAUCUAUGUGGUGGAUAUAUGUUAAAAUUUUUCGUACUACUCUCUGGGAACAGUGAAAAACACCACUAACAGGUAUAAAAGCACUUGUACGUGUUUCCAUCAAAACAGUCAAGUGUCCGCAUCGGAAUAGUUCACACUAUAAUCAUACAACAGAGUUUCAACUUUGUGUUUUAUAUAUAUUAAUAUUUUUUUAUAAACUCCUUUGUAAUCACUGCCAAAAUGAGUACCUAUCAGGUUAUUUGCUGCUUAGUCCUUCUGGCUGUUGCCGCUAGUGCCUUCCCAGGACAUGCUGAGAGUUAUGCACACUUCAACCAGCAUGUGGACCAUCAUCAUGGUGGAUACGAUCAUCACUACGAAGACCAUCACGCUCCCUCCCCCUACAAAUUCGGGUAUGCCGUGAAGGAUCCCCACACCGGUGACCACAAGGAAGCCUGGGAGCAUAGCGACGGACACCACGUCACUGGAUCCUACUCUCUGUACGAGCCUGAUGGUACCAAGCGUGUGGUUGAGUACACAGCUGAUCCUCACAGUGGAUUCCACGCUGUUGUCAAGAAGGUCGGACACGCCGUCCACCACUACGUUCCCCACCACCACGAAUACCACGGACACUAUUGAAUUUGAGCAGUGUAAUCACUAGCUUGUGUUCUACUUGUGAUAUAUCACUUCAUUUACUUUUCUCGCUGUAAAGUUUUUGGCCUCUCGACAAAAUAUUCUUACAUUCUACCUUUCAUUCUUUUCUCCUAUACCCAUAAAAUACUCUCUUUUUUUAUACUUGAUAAAAAAUGCGUAUGAUGAAAAAAGCAAAAUAAAAAAAAUGAAAUAUCAAACUUA